UCCGGAGCGCGCGCGUGCAUUGCACUCAAACGUUACCGGUCGCGAGGACGUGUCGCGGACGAGAAACCACCAACAGUACUACCUACCGCCGGUACAAUCCGAUCGGCCGCUCUCCAACGCAGUGAUCGUCGUCCGAGAUCCGUUGCUGUUCACUGUAGCCCCAACGGUCCUCUACCGACCGUCCCUCUCACGCGACACCACUGUGUGUAGCAGCUCCCGGUGCCCACCAUGUCUCUCCGGCGCGCUGCAUCGAUCUUCCUGUGUGCCUUGGCGUGCGUCCCGCUCGCCCCGGCCGAGGAGCAGCGCACUCGACUGCCGGUCGGCAUCACUGAGCCGGUGUCCUACGACCUGACGUUCAUGCCCACCCUCAAAGGCGCCGGGUCCACGUUCACCGGCCGGGCCGAUAUCGUCGUCGACGUGCGGACCAACACGGAAACGGUCACGCUAAACCUGAAAGACCUGACCGUCACCAACGUGUCGAUAACGGACGUGCGGACCGGAAAGGACGUGGCCGUGAAGGACGUCCGGUACCGUGUGGCUGACGAGCAGGUGGAGAUUCUCACCAUACGACCGCUACUCCAGACCAGGCGUUACAGGUUGUCGAUCCAGUACGGGGGCGCGAUCAGGACCGAUAUGACCGGAUUGUACCUGAGCUCUUAUCAGGAGAGUAACGAGACCAGGUGGAUGGCCGUAACACAAUUCGAAUCGGUGUACGCGAGGAGCGCGUUCCCGUGUUAUGACGAGCCAGCUAACAAGACCGUGUUCAACAUUUCCGUGAUGAAGAGAAAGAACCAGAUCGCACUGUCCAACAUGCCGAUCUCAUUUAUCGAGACAAUCCGCUCAAAUGACAUGGAACUGGUGCACUUCCAGACUACCCCGCCGAUGUCCACUUAUCUGGUGGCCAUUUAUGUGGGCGACUUUGUAGCGAACGUGAACAAUUCGGCUGUGAAGGUUUACGCGCGUGCGGACUCCGUAAACCAAACCAAAUACGUGGGGUCCGAAGCCCAGAAACACCUGGACGUGCUGUCGAAGUACACGGGCAUCAAGUACAUGCUCCCAAAAAUGGACCUGUUGGCAAUACCGGACUUCAAAAGCGGGGCGAUGGAGAACUGGGGAAUGAACACGUACCGGGAAAGCUAUCUGUUGUUACACGACGAGUCUAAAUCGAAAAUGAAAAUACGGGCAUCGGAAGUAGUGCAACACGAGUUCACGCACCAAUGGUUCGGAGACUUAGUGACCUGUGCUUGGUGGGACUAUUUAUGGUUAAACGAGGGUUUCGCCCGGUACUUCCAGUACUUCGCCACGGGAAUGGUAAAAAUGAGUUGGCCGGUUGAAGAACAGUUUGUGAUCGAAGCGCAUCAAGGCGCAUUGGUUUACGACCAGACCCCCAGACAUCCGAUCACUUCGUCGGUAAAAACUCCCGAAGAAAUUGAAAAUAUAUUCGACACUAUAACGUACAGUAAAGCAGCGUCAGUGCUAAGAAUGUUGUAUCAUGUGGUGACCGAAAAAGUGUUCCAACCUUCUCUCCAAGAUUAUUUGGAAAAAUAUAGCGAAUCCGUAGCAGAACCAACAAACUUGUUUUCAUUGUUUGAUUCAAAGAUGGAGGAUUUAUCAUUAAGCUUAAAUAAUUAUACUUUGACAGUCAAUGACUUUAUGUCAAAUUGGACUUUACAGUCGGGAUAUCCAGUAUUAGAAAUCACAAAAAAUAGUACAUCAAACAUGUUUUCAGUGAUACAAAAACGAUUUUUAAUCAGCGGAAACGAUACUGAAAAAACGUUGUGGAUCGUUGGUCUGACAUUUACGACUGAAAAUCAUAAGAAUUUCAGCAAUACCAAACCGUCUGUGUGGACGAACAAAAACAGUGAUUUGACUAUGGUUCAAGGCCCUUCAGACCCCGGAUGGUACAUCUUUAACAUACAAUCUACGGGUUUCUACAGAGUGAACUACGACAACGAAAACUGGAUGGCAUUGAUAAAGCAGCUCAACAAUACACCCACUGAAAUCCACGUGCUCAACCGCGCUCAGCUAAUAUCUGACUCGUUCAAUCUGGCGCGAGCGGGACAGUUGAACUACACGGUACCUUUAGAGCUGACAAAGUAUUUGAAAAAUGAGAACAGCACCACGCCAUGGUACUCGGCCAUGCAGGGUUUUUCAUACCUGCUGCAACGGAUGCCUCGCAGCGAAAAAGGAUACAAAAAAUUAAAGACGUACGUAAGUAACCUGGCCGGGAUCAUAUACAAAAAGCUCGAAACUCGCGUAGCGAGUGGCAACGAUGAAUUAUUUGUAAAAAGUGCUUGGGACACUUUCUCGUUGUGGGCGUGUAACCUCGAGAAUAAAUACUGUACCGAAAAAGCGUUGGAAUAUUUCAACAAAUGGAAAACGGGAAUAAGAAUACCCGCCGAUAUCAAGGACGCAGCGUUCUGUGUCGGAGUAAAAAACAGCAACAACUCCGAUGUAUUUUAUCAAUUGUUUAACUUGUCCACCACGACGACCUCGAUUUCAGAAAAAAUGUCCGCUCAGUUGGCUCUCGGAUGCUCUACCAACAGAGCACUACUAAAAGAGUACAUUUAUCACAUACUCGAUGGGCCACAAGGACCGAUAAAGGAAAAGGACUACGAGUCCGUGAUAUCAUAUAUAUCAGAAACCCCACUAGGGCUCAAUGUAUUGUAUGAAUUCCUAGCGAAUAAUUUGAACAGUACGUUAAAGAAUCUUACGGACGGUCACGGAAUCACUAAACACAUAUACUCAACGCUUGCAAACAAAUUGACAGACGAUAGUGAUAUUGAAAAGAUAAGAAUCCUAAAAAAUGACUCUUCCAUUCCCGAUUCGGUGAGAAAAUCGUUUGAUGAGUCGUUUGCAAAAAUCAGUGAUCACACAUUGUGGUUCGAUAAGUAUUCUCAAAUUAUCGACGAAUGGGCACAAAAUAACCAAGAACCAAUGAUAUCAGAACCUUCGAGUACCACUACACAGGCGACUUCUACAUCUGAGCAAGAAAAAACAACCGUCCAUUCUGUUACAACUACUCCGUCGUCUACAAAUACCACGAAACCGUCUAGUGCAACGUCGAAUGUACAAAACAGUCUUACGAUUUUACAAUUUACAGCUAUCACAUUGUUAGUGAAAACAUAUAUUUUGUAAAAUUAAACAACAUUUUCAUAUUAUAUAGUUUUUUUUUUUUUAUA
Molecule: messenger RNA, 3182 nt
Organism: Sipha flava (yellow sugarcane aphid)
Lineage: Eukaryota; Metazoa; Arthropoda; Insecta; Hemiptera; Aphididae
Product: aminopeptidase N-like
Exons: 12
Coding region: 229-3138 (969 amino acids)
Biological process (GO): peptide catabolic process; proteolysis
Cellular component (GO): cytoplasm
Molecular function (GO): zinc ion binding; peptide binding; metalloaminopeptidase activity
Source: RefSeq, a predicted model, not a curated record